This is a messenger RNA of Chrysemys picta bellii (western painted turtle), 2092 nucleotides long. RefSeq names its product major facilitator superfamily domain containing 12 (gene MFSD12). Gene Ontology annotation, cellular component: plasma membrane. Gene Ontology annotation, biological process: carbohydrate transport. NCBI's taxonomy places the organism in Eukaryota, Metazoa, Chordata, Testudines, Emydidae. Gene Ontology annotation, molecular function: symporter activity. The record is from RefSeq and is a predicted model, not a curated record.
CAUUGGCCCCGGCUGCCGGCCGAGCCCUGCCCCGGGCGCUUGGCCCCUGUCCCUCCAUGGCUGCGGCGGGGCGGGGGGCUCGGCUGAGCGAGGCGGGCGCCGGGCCGUAAAACCCCCGCGCCGGGCGCCCCAUGGUCCCAGGCCCCGGCCGCGCCGCUUGAUGCAGCUGCGGGCAGCCGCUGCGCGCCCAUCCCCGGGAGCCCCGCCAUGGCGGAGCCCCCGCCGCCGCUCUCCGGCCCGGCCCGGCUCAGCUACGCCCUGGGGCACUUUCUGAACGACCUGUGCGCCUCCAUGUGGUUCACCUACCUGCUGGUCUAUUUCCACGCCGUGCUGGGCUACAGCACCACCCACGCGGGGACCUUGCUGCUCGUGGGCCAGGUGGCCGACGGGGUCUGCACGCCGCUGGUGGGCUACGAGUCCGACCGCUCGGCCGGCUGCGGCCGCUACGGCCGGCGGAAAACCUGGCACCUCGUGGGGACUGUCUGCGUCCUGCUGUCCUUCCCCUUCAUAUUCAAUCCCUGCCUGGGCUGCACGGAGGCCACGCCCCAGUGGGUCGCGUUCAUCUACUUCAUCCCCUUCAUAGUCAUCUUCCAGUUCGGCUGGGCAGCCACCCAGAUCUCCCACCUGUCACUCAUCCCUGAGCUGGUGACCACCGACCACGAGAAAGUGGAGCUCACAGCACUCAGGUACGCCUUCACCGUCGCGGCCAACAUCACCGUGUACGGCGUGGCCUGGCUGCUCCUGCACUUCCAGCUCAGACACUCGGGGCCGACGGAGCAGCUGGGCAAGCCUGACAUCCAUAUCUUCCGGAACCUGUCCCUGAUCGUGGUGGCGGUGGGCGCUGUGUUCUCACUCCUGUUCCACCUGGGCACCAAGGAGCGGCGCCACCCCCAGGCCAGGCUGCUCGAGCCCGAGGAGCACACGCCGCUGCUGCAGAAGGGGCACAAAAUCCCCCCGCGCCCACUGCUACUGUGGAAACACUGGCUGCAGGAGCCUGCCUUCUACCAGGUGGCGAUGCUGUACAUGGCCACGCGGCUGAUUGUCAACCUGUCCCAGACCUACAUCGCCAUGUACCUGACCAACUCGCUGAUGCUGCCCAAGAAAUUCAUCGCCACCAUCCCCCUGGUGAUGUACAUCAGCGGCUUCCUCUCCUCCUUCCUCAUGAAGCCCGUCAACAGGUGGAUCGGCCGAAACCUGACCUACUUCAUGGGGUUACUCAUUAUCCUGGCCUUCGCCUCCUGGGUGGCCCUGGACAGCCGGCUGGGAGCGGAGGUUUAUGGAGCAGCUGUGCUGCUCGGGGCUGGCUCGGCCACCAUCUUGGUCACAUCCCUCUCCAUGACGGCUGACCUCAUUGGGAGCAACACGCACAGCGGAGCUUUCGUCUAUGGGGCCAUGAGCUUCACGGACAAAGUGGCCAACGGGGUGGCGGUGAUGGCCAUCCAGAACCUGCACCCCUGCCCGACCCAGCUCUGCUGCGCCGGCUGCGUCGAGUUCUACCACUGGGUGAUGGUGGUCGUCACCGGGGGCGUCGCUGUGGCCGCCAUCAUGUGUCUGUGCUGCAUUAUGAUCUGGCCAAUCCGGGUCCGAUUCCAUGACGUCUCGGUGCUGCCGCUGGCUGGGGCAGGGCCGGGCGAGGCUGGGAGCACAGGGGAAAGGAGUCGAAGCAGCACCGUCAACUGAGCCGAGCGCUCGCACUUGGAACCGGGACUGCGCCACUUGCACUUUAUACCUGGGAUGCUCCAAAGGAAGGGAACUGAUGCUGGGACCCGGGGCAGGGCCGGUGCUGAGGUCGUGCAGCAGGUCGGCCUGUUCCUUUGCAUCUCCCUCCCGCCACUUUGCACGGACUUUCCUUCCCCCGUCACUGUGUAACGUCGCCCCCCUGCUGGCAGCGGGGGGAAUCCCAUGUCUUUGCACAUGUCUAAUCCUAGGACUUGCCGGGCGGGCGGCACGAAUUGGAUCUGCCCCAUGCACUGUGGGAAGGGGGCACUCAAGAACCUGUACGUUUUAACACGUGUUGUGCAAUCUGUCUGUGAAUAACACUUUUUUAAAUGAGUGCCAUCCUGAGUAAAGAGACGACGUUUGAAGGACAGCA